CGACGGACCAAUUGAGAAUAAUAAUGCUGGGUCAGGGGAAGGCGAACGCCAUGGUUGGGGUUGUCUCAGGCGGGCCCAGCAAUAAUCAAUCAAUCAAUCAACAUGGUCCCGGCGCGAGAUACACCUCCCUCCCUCCCUCCCUACCUCCUCACCUACCACCCUCCCACCACCGACCUUCAAAAUGACCAACACCACCACCACCGCUGCCGCCCGGCCACCAAACCCUCCCCUUCCUCCUCCGCGGACGCCCCCCUCUUCCCCACGACCCUCAUCUCCCCCGAAGUCGCCGCCCUGCUGCCCGAAAACUACAGCAUCCGCCCGAUGCGCCGCUCCGACUACAAGCUCGGCUACCUGGACGUGCUGCGGGUGCUGACCACGGUCGGCGACAUCAGCGAGGAGCAGUGGAACAAGCGCUACGACUGGAUCUCGUCCCGCAACGACGAGUACUACCUGCUUGUGGUGUGCGACGGCGAGGACCGCAUCGUGGGCACGGGCAGCUUGAUCGUCGAGCGCAAGUUCAUUCACUCGCUGGGUAUGGUCGGACACAUUGAGGAUAUUGCGGUCGAGAAGAAUCAGCAGGGGAAGAAGCUGGGACUGAGGAUUAUUCAGGCCCUGGAUUUCGUGGCGAAGGAGGUGGGGUGUUAUAAGAGUAUCCUCGACUGCUCCGAGACCAACGAGGGCUUCUACCUUAAGUGCGGCUUCAAGCGCGCCGGCCUGGAGAUGGCUCACUACUACUAAAUACGCGUAUAGCCGGGAAUAAUAUAGUAAUUACAGUGUCUUGUUUUUUUGUUUUAUUUUUUUUUCGGGGUUCCUUCUUUUUGUUCUUGAUAUGUGUGUCUGUCUGUUUUGGCGUUCACAUACAUGCAUACAUACAUAGAAACUGGGCUCGGGGUUUGUUUGUUGACUUGACUUGACUUGACUGUAUCUGAUGUAUUGUAUCAAUAACUACCUACCUACCUACUUACCUAACGAACUGAUAGUACAGUCAGUUGGGAAAGAGACGGGAUAUUGACAUAUGUAUGAGACAUGCCGAAACAACCCCGUAAUAUAGGUAGGUAGCUGUCGCGUAUAUUUAUAUUACAUUGGCGUGCAUUGCGGGCUGGACUUGGG
Molecule: messenger RNA, 1110 nt
Organism: Aspergillus heteromorphus CBS 117.55
Lineage: Eukaryota; Fungi; Ascomycota; Eurotiomycetes; Eurotiales; Aspergillaceae
Gene: gup1
Product: glucosamine 6-phosphate N-acetyltransferase
Exons: 3
Coding region: 103-738 (211 amino acids)
Biological process (GO): UDP-N-acetylglucosamine biosynthetic process
Cellular component (GO): endoplasmic reticulum-Golgi intermediate compartment; Golgi apparatus; endoplasmic reticulum
Molecular function (GO): glucosamine 6-phosphate N-acetyltransferase activity; monosaccharide binding
Source: RefSeq, a predicted model, not a curated record